GCUCUCCCCUCUCUUGGAGGGCGGAGGACCCCUGGGCCAUGGCGUACCCCAACCCGGGCAUCCUGAAGGCGGCCAUGGGUCACUACUUGACGGAGAGUGCCCGCACCGCCCUGGAGGCCCUGGAGCCCGAAGGGGAGGCCGUGGUGCUGGGCCCCGGGAAGCAGAUGCCGGUGGUGGGGCCCAACCAAAUCCUGGACAUGCCGCUCUUCACCAAGAUCCCCUUCCUCCCGGGAUCCAACACCAUGUUCUACACCACAAACCUCGGCGAAAAGCUGUACCAGCCUUCGGCCACCUUUGACCUGAGCGACCCUUACUGCAAGAUGAUGCCCCCCAAGUACAAGAGCCUCCACGACCCGCACCUCAAGGCCUUCUACAAGCGGAAGGACAACCUGCGGAGGCUCAAGAAGGCCGGGCACAUCACCGACAAGAACAAGGUGGUCUGCUCCUUGAAGGAAUUCAACGAGUACCGACAAUACUUGACCUCCCUGAAGCUGGAGUUUGAGAAGCACUACAUCCGGGAGCAGAAAAUGCUGGAGAAGCAGGUGACCAAGCUGCAGGACCCCCAAGUCCUCCCCGAAGGGCUGGACACCUCCAAGUACCGGGACUGGCUCCUGAAGGAGGAGCGGCCCAGCAUCCGGGAGCAGGAGAGCGUCAUGCGCAACAAGUAUCUGGAGAUGAUCAACCAGGAGCUGGAGAAGCUGGAGCAGCUGGCCGAGGAGAACCGGCGCCUUGCUCUGGCUCAAGACGACAAGAAGAAGAUGGGGCUGGAGAAGCAGAAGCAGCUCCUCCUGAGGAAGAAGAUGGAAGAGGAAUGGAAGCGGAAGGAGAUGCUGCUCCUCAUGAAGAUCGGGGACGACGUCAAGCGGGAGGCCCGGAUGGAGGAGCAGAAGCAGAAGAGCAAAGAGGACAAGCUCAAGCGGAAACAAGCCAUGCUGGAGAAGAAGAUGGCCUACCACCUGAAGAAGCUGCAGGAGAAAUUCCAGAAGGAGGGCUUCCUGCCUCCGGGGCGGAUGCCGCCCGUCAAGGGGCAAGAGGACCACGGGCUGCCCGUCAAGAAGCUCGCGGCCCUGGCGAAGAAGCCCCCCGAAGCCCCCCGAAAACCCUCAGAACCGGAGAAGAAGCGGAUCAGCCCCUUGAGCAAGAAGGGAGGGGAGCUCCCCAAAGGAGGAGGAGGUGGUGGUGGUGGUGGCGGCACAACGGCGACACCCGAGAUCCAGUCCCCUCCUUCCAAAGCUGCUCAGAGCAAGAAGCAGUCCAUCACGGUGACACUACCGUCCUCGGGCUCCGAGGCUCUGAUCGCCAGCAAGUCAGCCACCUCCUUGGAGCCCGGACUCGCUCCAAGUGAGAAAGACGUGAGCAAAUCCCAAAGCCAGCACUCCGAGCCAGCCGGGGAGACUCUCCCAUCGCAGGCCACCAGCGGCAGGCCAUCCUUGGUCUCGGUCAAAGAGGCCACCUCGACAGCCAGCAACAAGAGCCUCCCGGCGGUGGAGGCCAAGUCCAGCAAGGAAGAAAACGGCAACGACAAAGUCCUGCCGUCGAUCUCCGCCGGGGCCACCAGCAACGAAGGGGAGGCCUCCGUCGAAGAGUCCGCCGUCUGCGGAAGCAAGACCUCGUGCGACGGAUCGGGCGGCUGCGGGAGCAAAGGAUCGUGCUGCGGAUCGGCCGGGUGCGGGAGCAAAGGAUCGUGUUGCGGAUCGGCCGGCUGCGGGAGCAAAGGGUGCUGUGGAUCCGGGGGCUGCGGGAGCAAAGGAUCGUGUUGCGGAUCGGCCGGCUGCGGGAGCAAAGGCUGCUGCGGAUCCAGCGGCUGUGGGAGCAAAAGCUGCUGUUGCGGGAGCAAAACGUGCUGCAGAUCCAGCGGAUGCAGAAGCAAAGGCUCUUGCUGUGGAAGUUGCGGAAGCAAAGGCUCCCGCUGUGUCUGCUGCUCCAGUGGAUGUUGCAGCGGGAAGUGCUCCGGCUCCGGCGUCGGCAGCAUGAACAGCAAGGCCACCGGCGAGUACGACUCCAGCGGCAGCAGCAACAAGCGCGCAAACGACAGCGGGCCCAGCAAGAUCACCACCACGACCACGGGAGUGACUGCCUCCCACCAAAGCUCAACGAAGCCUUCCACCAAAACCGACGUUCCUUCCGCCAUCACCCUGCACACCAUCACCACCGAGGCCACCACCAAAGGGAAGCAGAAGAAGAAAUCGACAUUGAUGGUGAGAUGCGAUGAGAAAAAAGGGCGGGGGUCUCUGGUUGGGGGGUUUCUAAUCUUAUUUUGGAACCAUUGUUUGUAUAAAUUUUCACAGACCGAGCCGGAGCCGAAAGACAAAACCUGCAGCAAGAAGACGCGGCGCGAGAAGGGCAAAAUAGAGCACUUGGCCUCGACCUCACACGAGAACGACUCCGAAUCGUCCUAUUCGGCGUACCUUCAGCACUUGCUCUCGAACACAGACCAGUCGGCACUGCGAGAGACCCUAAAGGGAAAAGUCUCCGUGUGCGAGCUGAACGGCAUCGUCCAGAACAUCAUGACCUGGGUAGUGUCGGCGGUCACCAGCAUCCUCUACCCGGCCCUCACCAAGUUCGAGGAGCGCGUCCGCGCCCGCGUCUACACCAUUUCGGAGGAGUCCCUGCUCUCCUCGGAGAACUCCUCCACUUGCAGCACGUGCAACGAGGACCGCUUCGAGGCCCGCGGCGGACUGCCCUCGCUCUGUGCCGCCGCUGCCACCGCCGCCGCCAAGACCCCCGCCGCCCUCCUGGCCUCCAAGUCCUCCUUCGCCUCCUUCUCGCUGGGCAGCGACCUCUUCCGGGGAUGCUUCCGGCGGGGCAAGACGGCCAUCUUCUUCUCCCCGGCCAAACACGGGUCCAUCCUCUCCACCACGACUAGUAUGAGGAGCUCCAAGUCCGACAGCCACAUCUCCGACAUGCUGAAGGCCUUCCCAGAUAAGGCGUCGGGCUCUCACGGCAAACGUGGCAAGGGCGCGAAACCGAGGGAGCACGGCCCGAAAAGGGACGCCAAGACUGGGCCCGACACCAGAACCGCCACAACGUACAAGGAAGGGCCGCCUCUCGCCGGGGGAGGGCACCAGCCACCCCACGACCCCAAAGAGCCGCUGAACCUGAAGGACCUCAAGAGCCUUUUUGCAGAGCUGAAGCCCCCGCUGUCCAAGAUCACCGCCAUCAUCCUCAACGACGUCUUCAAAAAGAUCCUGGGGGAUCUGGGAUGCACGGCCACCGCCGGAUCACUCUCGAUGGAGGUCCUGCUGGAGUCCAUUUCAGAGAGCAUCUUGGGCAGCCACCCUGGCGGAUCUCCGCCUGCCGGCGCCAUCUCCCGCAUCGCCUGCUUCGUGGCCGGCGACUUGGUGGAGAACGUGCUCAACAAGCUGCAGGCUUUGACCCUGGUGAAGUACGUGGAGACCGUCUCCAGAGAGGAGUUCUCCGUGGAGUGCAAGGCCCUGUGCGUGGCGGCGGCCAGCGGGAGACACGGGGCGCGGGACCCGGCGUCCUGGAGGCCUCGGUUGCCCCUCUCCUUGGAGUCGAUGCACGCCACGGCGGAGGAGAUCCUCCACUUCAUCCUGGACAAACUCAAAGUCUUUGCCAUCUCCAGCCAGACCAAGGUGUCCCAGUUUAAACUCUUCGCCAGGAUCAAGGCCUUCGGGAUCCCUCUGGAGCAGUUCUACGUGGCCCUCCCGCCGCACACCGUGGAGUCCGAGGCCGCCAACGCCAUUGUGAAGGACACCAUCCGGAAGAUCGUGUCCAAGACGGUGGCCUCGUCAGAAACGCACGUCCUCCAAUACGUGGAAGAGAUGAUCGGCAGCAUCCUGGAAUACAUCCAGCGGCAGCUCAGCCCCGAAGGGAAGCUCCCGGCCCGAGAGAGCUCCAUCCUCCUCCAGCUCAUCAACGACGUCUUCAACAGCCUCAGCACGGAGAAACUCCAGGGGAUUUACGGGGCGGCAAAACCCCAAAUCGGGGCUCCGGAGUACGACCCCCCGUCCGCGCCGGAGAGUCACGGGAAGAUGGCGAGCAUCACGACCCUCUUUACUUCGGAGGAAGACAUGGUGAAGCCGUUUGCUCCUGUGAACGUCCCCGGGAUGGUCAUUUAUUCCGAAGUCGAGGAGAAAGAGAAGACGGGAGCCGACGGGACGAAAGUGACCGUCAACAAGGAACGCAAAGUCUUGGUGACCGAGGUCCCCAAAGGAGAAGAAGAACUCCCAGGCAAAGACAAGAAGGAUGAAGCAAAGCGUUUGGACAAACUUGACAACCGUUUGGACAAUUUCGUGCAGGACGCCAUCUUUUCUUCGGUGGAGAUUCACCACGAGUCCGGGACCAGAGAGUGCGCCUUGGUGAAGGCCUUGAACAUGCUGGAGGAGGACUUCAACGAGGAGGUGCACUCUCCCCUCGUCCCGCUGCUGUGCAACCUCCUCAACGAACUCUUCCGGCUCGUUUGGGCCGAACAGCCCGCCUUGCCCCCGAAGGCGCCUCCGCCGUCCCUUGACCACAUGAGCUUCGGUCGGCAGCACCAUGAAGGGCAACUGGACUCCAAGGAGGUUUUGGGUCUGAAGCCUCCCGUUUCGGAAGCCGACAUCAAGACGUUGGCUAGCGACCUGGUGAAGACGACCUUCCAGACGAUCUCUCGGGCCACGCAGACCAAUGCGAGUAGGCAGCCCAGUGUCGUGUCCACCACGGAGUCCGGCAAAACGCCCCACUCCGUCCACUUCAGGAACCCAGAGGCGAGCUACGAGUUUGGAAAAGGUAUCGGCAAAGAGAAAGGCCUCCCCACCCAACUGGAGUUGGGCAGCGACCUGGUGCAAGCCUUCGUCGCAAAACUGGAGAACUUCGUCACCUCCAAAGUGGAGUCCCAGCUGUGCCUGGACGUCCAAAACCUGAAGGCGUCGAUGAGCGCCGACGUCUCCACCAUCCCGCAAGAGCUGCGGCAGAUCCUGGUGAACUCCCAAGGAUGCCUGCCCACCUGCUUAGAGGACAUCCUCAAUGCCUGCGGAGCCGCCUCCUUCGCCGAGAAGGUCAAGGACGGACACGGACUGCCCUUGUCCUACUCGCAGUUGAAGCCCUACGCGCAAGAAGUGGCCCGUGUCCUGCUGAAGAACCUCAAGCACGGGCUGGACACGGAGGUGGAGAAGAUCCCCACCCCGCCGGUCAUCUUCUCCGAGAGCAUCGCCGCCAGCCAGGUCGUCAGCAUGGUCUUCACGAUCGUCGCUCCCCGCGAGUACGAGUGCGAAGAAGGGCUCCGGCGGGACGUGCUAUGCAAAGAGGCCGUGCUGGAGAAGCUCCUCCGGAAGAACGCGGCCUACAAGAAGGAGCUUCAGCUCCAGAUCCAGAACACCGUCGAGACCUUCUUGAACGAGAUCUAUCAGACGAUCAUGUUGGAUAUGGGGAGUCCCCCCUCGGAAGGGCCAGAAGGGUCCCAGGUCUCCAAGGAGGCGGACAACGGCGCCCCGUUUCCUCUUCCCAAACACACGGUGGUGAAGUCUGACGUUUCGGUGGUUUCUAACGACUUGGUGGACAUUGUGCUCAAAGACCUGAGUUCGGGCCUGGCGGCGGCUCUGCACAAGAAGGGCCCGCUUUCCGCCCGGCUCCAAUCCCUCCUCUACGAACUCGUUCAGAAGACCGUCGAGCCUUUUGCCCACUUGACUGGCCGAGGCGCCAAGGCCGGACACAGGGGACACUGCUCGGACAUGCAGAAGCAGCAAAUCCUGGGCCUGUUGAGAGGCGACGACGGCACCACAGAGAUGCCUCAGCUGAGGGACAUCACCCCGCAAGGCAUUGCCCAAUUCUUGGUGGACAACAUCGUCCUGAGGCUGGAGAGAUUUGCUCAGGAGAAGCUGGACACAGAACCGGUGCAAGAGAGGCCUGGUAGUUACCGCCAGCGAGCCAAACUGGCCAUCCAGGACUCCCAGUCCAACCUGAAGCUCUGCGCCGAAAAGCUGACCUGCAGCAUCCUGAAGGUCAUCCAGAAGGACCUGGAACGGGAGAUGCUCUCCUGCCAGAACAUCGUCCCCUACGAGGAAAACGCCUCCGCCAACGACAUGGUCAACGACCUCCUCAAGAUCCUGUCCGUCCAGAUCGCCUUGACGGAGAACGAGGUCCACAAGAGCGUCCUGAAGAAGAUUUUUAGGAGGCAGCGACCUGGACAGAGAGGGAGGUGCCAGCUGCUGGCCAGGGUGGAGGACGUCCUCAACCAGGUGACCCAGAAGGUCAUAGGGGACCUGGGCCACCUGUCGUCCUUCCACGACUCUUCGUUCGUCAGUUCGGACACCAGGUCCUCUCAUUAUCCCGGUAUGAUGGAGGCAGCCCACAUGGCAGGUGACAUCGUGGAAGGCGUCAUGGGCAAGAUGUACACGGUCGUGAUGGACACCCUCUUCACCUCCGAGUCCAGCUCCAGUAGCGACAAGGGCCCGGUCUCCACCCAUCUCCAGAAGGCCACCCUGGCCGUGGCGCAGCUCCACCCGCCUCCGCAGUCCUUGGGCGAAGAGCUGGUCCAGGGCGUCCUGAACAAAAUCGCCAGCUUUGCCGCGUCCAGCCUGGAAGAGGUCCUCCCUUUUCCGGCGCAACCAAGACGGCGGACGCAGUACGACUUCCAAAGCGGCGACGGCGCCGUCGUGUGCCGGCCGCGAGCCUUCGCCGACGACUCCGAGAGCUCGCUCAUGAGGGUGAACUUGUGCAAGUCCGACCUGACCGCCUAUGCCAAAGACGUGGUCCGCAAGGUGUUGGGAAGCAUCCUCGAGGACUUCAAGACGGAGGAGUACCACCGGACCAUCCUGCGCGUCAACACGCUCUCCUCGGAACAGAUCUCGAUCGCGAGCGAUUUUGUCCACUCGGUGGCCCAAGACCUCCACGUCUCCAGACACACCCAGUUCGAGUCUUACGUGAAGGGGAAGCCCAAAUCCCUCUUCUACGAGGACUUCUUCUCCUUCCUCAAGCAAGUCCUUCCAAAGGAAGGCAUUCUGAGGGAGAUCUUUGAGUGCCGGCCGCUGACCGACGCCAACAUCAACGAGACCCUGAAGAUGCUGCAGGUGGCGGAGAACAUCGUCAGCGAGGUCUUCAUGAGGAUCCGGGACCUGGAGUCUGCCGUCUGCAUCCUGCAAAGGACGUCGGGCGAGCUCAGUGAGAAGUUGUUCUGCUACGGGUUCAAGCGGGCCGAGGGCCCCGCCAGCGGCGGACUCUUCCGCAGCGACUCCCAAGCAGAGAUCGGAUCCGUGGCGAGGGACAUCGUGGCCAGCGUGUUCGAAAACGUGCAGAAAUGCCUCAUCUGCAGCGUCCCCGCUCACCCGGAGUGUUUCCCGCCGAAGAAGGACCCGGCUGGGCUCAGAGGCCACAACCGGUUCCUGAAACACCGCUUCACCCAGCCGGACUUUCCCUUCUACAACGUCUCGCUGAAAGGCGCCGUGGACAAUAUCGACAAGAUCGCCAAGGAGGCCGUCGAGUGCGUCGUGCUCAUGCUGGAGACGUUCGCCAUCCGGCACUUCAGGCGGGACUUCAAGUGCAACUUCUUGGAAAUCGUGAAUUUCCCCCUCGACAGCCUCUCCUUCGCGCAACUGACGCGCUCCCUGGACUCGGUGUCGGUGGGGAACGUGGCAGAGACCACCGUGGAGGCCUUCUGGAACAAGAUUCAAGGUCCCGCAGGGAGAGGGGCGCUGCCCACUCUGGGGUCCGACCCCAACUUCAUGGACUUCUCCAAACUCGGGGGUGCCGUCACCAGGGAGUGCAUCGAGACGUCCAUCCGGCAAGUGCAGGCGCUCCACGCGGAGCUGAACAUCUACGCCAACAACGCCGUCAGCGGCAUCCUGGAGAUCAUCAAGCACACCUUGGACCAGGAGCUGAGCAAGAAGGAGGCCUCGCUCUUCAGCAGCUCCUCCGACAGCAUCGUCCUGAGCGAGACUCUCAGCGUCAUGCUGGACCGGUGCAACGAGAGCCUGACCGAGAUCACCUCCGAGCUGAUGGUGGAGAACCUCCAGCUGGAGAUGUCCGGACGACGGUUCGCCAAGGAGAAGAGCCUCAUGCGGGACCUGCCGUCCCCUCCCCGGCUCAAGACGAAGACCACGAGAUACAGCAGGGUCGAGGCGCGGGACAGCUUCCCCCCCAUCAACGUCCCUGGGAUGGUGAUCUACUCGGAGGAGGAGGCCGAAGUGCUGAACGAGUCCCCCCCCAAGUUCCCUCCUGUGUACAAGGACUCUGAGUGGGACGCCCCAGAGAGGGGUCGAGGGGCGUCCCUCGGGGGGUCGCGCCCCCGGUCAAGGCCUCCGGCCAGGCGCAACAUGUUCAGAGUCGAGUUCCAGGAGGACGACUGGCUUCCCCGGGAGAGGGACCUCCCCGAGGGAAGCAUCCUGGAGAAGCUCUUCAAGAAAGCGGCCGAGCCCGAACCGGGCUGCAAGGCCGGCAAGACGGCGGCGGAGAGCAAAGCCGGUGCCUAUUCCCACGCCGACCCCUUCGGGAGGGGGCUCCCGCUACACAUCCCGGAGAACGUCUGCUACUCGGCCGUCUGCCCACUGAAGCUCGGACAGACCGCCGAAACCAUCGUCAACACCCUCCUCUGCGAGUUCGGGCUGGGCAACGAGGGCGGCGGCUGUGAGGGCGGCGGCGGCUGUUGCAGGAAGCCCUGCCCUGCGCCCCAUUUGGGCUGCGGCGAGAUUGGGGACCUGCAGAGGAAGUGGCCGAGCCUGCUCGACCGCUGGGAGCAGAAGAACGGCAACUCCGGGGGGCACACGGUGCUGGAGGGCAGCCUCCUCGUCCGCCAAGGGAGCAGCCUCCUGUCCAAGUGGGAGAGCAAGCACUGCCUCUUCCGUUCCAAGAGCCCCACGGAGAUGGAGCUGCUGGCCUGUUCCCACGUGCCGGACCCCGACGAAGUCCAGAUGCUGGCCACCCACAUCGUCCUCAGCGUCAUCAAGGAACUCAUCAUCUUCCAGCCCAAAGACGUCUCCAGGGAGAAGGCCCCGGCGUGGAAGCACGAGCUGCAGAAGUCGGAGUCCAAGUGGCUGCAGGAGCGGAUCUGGCGCAGCACCUUCCUGCCCUCGGCCCAGCGGCAGUCCUCAUGCCUGGAGGUCUUCUGGGAGCCGCUGACCCUGGCGGUGGUCACCAACGUGCUCCUGACCAUCUCCCACCCCAACGCCCGGGGCAGCCCCCGGGGCAAGCGGAAGGGCUUCUUCGGCAGCCCCGUCUCCAUGUUCUGCUCCGUGGAGAGCCCAGCGGGCUCCCCCAAGAGCGGCCCCGUCGACAUCGAAGAGCUGGCCUUCCACCUCUCGGAGGCCAUCGUGGGGCUGCUCUGCGAGCGGCACGUCCUGCACGCGGGGGUCAAGAAGAAGGGCUACCGGGGCAAGCGGAGCCGCUACAUCUACGUGCCCCCGCUCUGCCUGGCCGACUUCGACUGCGUGUAUCACCGGCUGGUCAGGGAGGUCGGCACCCUCCUCUCGCUGGAGAUCGAGAUGAGAGGCAAGUUCGGGGGCCGAGCGAAGCCGAGAGACCCCUUCCCGCAGCCGCGGGGCUUCGAUUCUCCCUACGGGGCGUCCCGGGGAGACUGCCGAGGCCCCGAAGACCUCAAAGGGCCCGCCUGCUUGUACGACGUCCGGCGGGCGGACUGCAAGAGCCCACGGCUGAGCUGCGUGGCCGCCAACCUGGACCGCUUCAUCCGCGGCCUGCAGAGCAGCGAGGCCAAGCACCUGGUCAACAAGGUCCUGCAGAUCAUCCUGGACUCCCUGUGGGAGGAGAAGUCGCCGACCCCGCCGACCCGGGAGGGAGCCCUGACCCCGAAGAAGUCCCUGUGCCCACACGCCUCCCGGCUCAGCGGACGCAUGGUCGACAGCCCCCUCGGCCUCUCGCCCAAGUCGGUCGUCCUCCUGGACAUCGUGAGCGAGAAGCUGAUCCGGGCGCUCCUGGACAAGUGCCUCACGACCGAGCACUUCACCGGCGCCUUCGCCUUCGACGAGUUCCCCGAAGACGAGCAGCUCUGCCACCUCCGGAAGUGCGUCAGCGACGAGGAGAUCCUCCGGUAUCACCGCAGAGAGGCGCGAUCCCGUAAGGUCGACGCGGACUCGUCCGUCUUCACCUACGACGUCAAGUACUCGGAGGAGCCGGGCGUGGAGGCCCAGACGAGCGUCACCUCCUACGAUUCGGCCCUCGACCUCUUGGCCCACACUCUGGUCAAGCCGGUGAUGACGGAGCUCUCCCUCAACCUCGAGCCCCGCGGCUCCCUGGGCCACGCCCGGCAUAGGAAGCCCCGCCAGAGGCACACCCACUACGGGAGGGUCGACGGGUACUUCUCGUUGCCCCGGCCGGGGAAGAAGCCGGAGCCGAGGACCCACUGGCACGGGAGGCGGCCGGGCCGGCGGAACGUCCGAGAGCACCGCGGCGAGACGAUCGUGGAGGCGGACCUGCAGCGCCGGACCUUCACUUCCAAGCCACCCGGCCGGGCGAAACCACGGACAACGGCGAAGAAGGUCUACCGGAGGGAGAUCGCGGCCAUGAGCGACCGCGGCGACCACCGCUCGCACUCCCCGGCCGUCUCCGCCGUCUACUCCUCCCUGUUCCUCGAGGAGGUCAUUUCCCAGUUCCUGAUCAAGGUGUUUUCCUCGCUGGAGACCCGCUAUGACAAAGAGACCUGCAUCGGCCUCAAGGAGAUGAACGCCCUGUUUGUGAACGCCUUGGUGGACGAGCUCCGGAGGGGCAGCGUCCGGGUCCUGCGGGGCUCCGAGGAGAAGACCUACUUCCCGCAGCUGGACCGCCAGGCCGUCGACAAGCUCUCGGACUCCAUUCUGGGCGAGUUCGGCUUCCAGUUGGCGGCCAACAAAGGCUUCGGAAGGAGCGUGGAAGCCAUGGCCGAGCGGGCGGCGGAGAUCAUCCUGACCGAAGUCCUGGAUUACCAGCUGCCCCCGACAAUGUGCCGGAGACUGCCCAUGAACUCCUGCAAGAGCCUGAAACCGGAGCGUAUCCUGCAGCGGAUCGAGCUCUGCAUCUGCUUCCCGAAAGCCCACAAGCGGAGGCCUCCUCCUCCUGCUCAUCCUCCUCCUCCUCCUCCUGCUCCGCCCCCUCCGUGUCCUCCUCUGCCGCCCCCGCCGUACGUCACCAUAUUGUCCCAGAAGUACCUGGAGAGCGUCAUCAACCGCCUCCUGACCCAGCUCUUCCCGGCCCUCGAGGGGCCUCCCCGCCAGGAGCGAGACCGGGGCCAGUUGUACAGAGAAGACUUCGAGGAGAUCUGCUCCUACAUGAUCAAGGAAGUGAUGCGGUCCAUCUCGAAGCACAAGAUCUGGGUGUCCAAGCAGGACGACAAGUGCCGCCUGCACUCCAAGAAGGAGGUCCAGAACAUGGUCGACUCCGUGUACAAGAACAUGCUGGAGAAGUCCGGCUCGCAGCAAUCGAUCCAGAAAGAGGUGAAGUCCCGCGACAGCGCCCUCAUCGACACCAUGGCCAGCUUCAUCAUCCAGGAGAUCACCAAGCAGCAUCUCCAGACGUUCCUCUCCCAAGAGGAGCUCCCUUCACAGAGCCCGGACCCAGAGGCCUUGUCUGAGAGCAUCGUCAAGAAGGUGCUGGACACCAUCAAGAAGCCCUUGGUGGCCCAGGCUGAGGUCUUCUCAGCAAAGGUCCUAGAAGAGAUCAUGUCCAGAGUCCUGUCCAAAGUCUUCCAGAAGAAGGAAGCCACCAAAGGGCAACGGAAAAUGGACCUUGCCAAUGUUGCAAAGCGGUUGGCCAACCAACUCAACCUGAGGUUUGGCCAGGCCGCGACCGCUCUGACCGAGGGGCCCCGAGGGGAGGAUCAGGGCCUGGGGGCUCCCUUGACCAACGCCAUGGACUACGUGGUUGACUCCGUCUGCGACACGAUAUCGAAGGAAAAAGUGGAGGUCCCGGGAGGAGAUCUCGUCUACGCGGGAGAAGGGGCUCUCAUGGAGAACAUCAAGAGGCUGGUGGAAAAAUGCGUUGCCGACUACUUCCUCCACCCAUUGUUUUCUGGAGAGGUGUUCAACGUCUCGAUCCCACCUCUGCCGCGGUACGAGGAGAUCGCCGGAAUGUCUGAUGAGACGGAGGGGUCUUCUCCAUUCAGCACCUUCCUCUCCUCUGGGUUCCUGAAGGACCUGAUUACCGGGCUGCUGUCCAAAAUCUUCUCUUCCUCGUCUCCUCGGGAGAAACACCUCCCCUCAGCGUCGGACCUCAACAAACUGGCCACCCAGUUGCUCGACGACAUCCGGAGGAAGCUCCUGAAGCACGAAAUCCGGGUGACCGGAGACGCCCUCCCCGGUCAGGACCAAUAUACCGAGGAAGACGUCCAGAACAUGACCGAUUCCCUGUGCAGCCAGAUCAUCCGUAAGUCGGGGUCCCUCGAAGCCGUCCAGAGGGAGGUCCGGAACAAGAGCAACGCCCUGAUCGACUGGAUCGCGGGCUUCCUGGUGGGGAACGUCCUCCAGCAACACGUCCAGCCUUUCGUGGCCAAAGACGAGGAUUCCUCGUGGGACGCGGCUGCCGCGGGGGACUCGACGGGCCGGCUGGAGGUUUACCGGACGAGGAUCCAACCCCGGGACCUGAGACCGGCCACCCAGGAGAAGGUGGAAGAGAUGCCUUCUCCGUCAUCUUUCCUGGGAGGCGUCCUCUCCGAACUGAUCUCCAAGCUCUCCUCAACGCUGUCGGACCUCCCGCUCGGCGCCUCCGGGGACACGGCUGUACAACUGGCCAAGACGCUCACUAAAGAGCUGGCCAAAGGCCGGUUCAAUCUCCAGGACGGUCCUGAACAUUCACUGGGACCUGCUCCUCCUCCUCCUCCUCCUUUGGAAGACGAUUGGCGUCCACCAAGGAAGGAUCUGCAGCCAUGCUGGUCACCCGAGGAGCACUCCGAUGUCGAACGGGACACGCUCGAGCAAAAGGCCACCGCCAUCUUUGGAGAAGCGGUGAACCACCUCAUCCAGACCACGCGGUCCUCGAAGGUGCCGGACAACAGGUGCCUCAUCCAGGAGAAAAUGAUGGAGGAGGUGGACGGUCCUGAGGUGAAGCCUCCUGCCGCCUACACCACCGUCAUCUCCUACCCGGUCUUGGAAGGGAUCAUCGAGGGGCUGUUCUGCCGGGUCUUCCCCGAGGAGGGACUUCGCGGUUCUGACCAAGUCGCCCAGGCCAAGAGGACCAUCAUGGAGACGGUCCUGAAGCAGGCCAUCUGGGCCAGCACCUACGGCUGCCCCAAGCGGGUGGGCCUUUCGGACGAAGCGGUGGCGGAGAUGGUGGAGUCCGUCUACUGCGACGUUCUCCACGAAGUCCUCCUCCGCCAGCCCUUCCCGGAGGACAAGGAGAGCCUCAGCAACCUCUACGUCACCCAGAUCGCGUGCUUCAUCCUCAACGAGAUCUUCAAGUACCACCUCCAGUCUCUCGGGGACGCUUCCGAGGGGGAAUCCUGCCUGACCGUCUUCCCUUGCCGGCUCUUGGAAGACAUGCUGAGCCAGCUCCUGGACAAGAUCUUCCCCACCCCGGAGAGCAUCGCCAAUUACGUUGGGAAACAGGCGGACUUCUCCGAGUCGGACUUUGUCGAGAUGGCCACCAACCUGAAGAGCGACGUCGUGACGGAGAUCUUGGCCCACGAGAUCAAGCUGGAGAACCGCUCUGAGCGUAGCCCCGAGAUGGACCAUGAAACCAAGGAGGACAUCGCCAACUCGGUGUACAACCAGGUCCUGCAGAGGUACACCACCCAGAAGGAGCUGCAGGACGCGCUCACCGUCCAAGCCAGCCACAGCGUCGAGGAAGUCACCAAUUUCCUGGUGAGGGAACUUCUCAACUUCCAUCUCCAACCGUUUCUCAGCGGCGGCGAUUCAUCCAGCGACGAAUGCACCAACUGGCAGAAGGAGAGGCAGCUCUUUUCGCGGCGCAUCUACUCAGCCGCCUUCCUGGAGGACAUCGUGGUGGCCUUCUUCUGCAAAAUCCUGUCCUCGCCCAACAUCUUGACCUACACCAAAGAGGCCGGCUUACCGGAGGACGAGAUGAGAAGCCUGGUGAUCGAACUGGUCAACGCUUUGGUGGCCGAAUUUAAGACACUGCAGGUCAAGGUCUUCCAGAGCAUGGAGGAGGACUCCUGCUUCCCGCAGAUCGCUCCCGAAACCGUGGUCCUGGUCUGUGACUCCAUUUACGAGAAGUUGCUGGAACUUCUGGGGUCCGAAUGUGAGAUUUUCAAAGCCUUCCAGACCAACAUCCAAACGUUAGCGGAAAAACUUGCCCCACUGAUGGUGAGGGAGAUCUCGGGAUACCAGCUGCUGCCGUUGUUUACCGGGGACACGUCUCCGUACCUCUUCUCGUUCCUGGAGGCCGAGACCAUCCUGGAUCGAGUGGAGACCAUCCUUCCAGAAGCCGCGUCUCCCCGCUCGGUCUUUGGAGACAUGUUCGUGAAGAUCUUGCGCCGGAUCUUCCCGUUGUCGCCACCCGCGGGUGCGGAGGCGGCCACGAAGGAGAGAAAGGGGUCAGAAGCCAAAGGGAGCAUGCAGAGCCUGAUGGAGAACAUCUACAAGACCGUCUGCAAGAGAGUGGCGUCUCCAGAGAGGAAGCACGAGGAGUUAGCGGGGUUCCCGAGACAAACCAGGCCGGACCGGUCCUGCUCUCCCCCCGCCCAGCCCAAUCCUUCCUCCACCAUUGUUGCCCAGUCCGGUAACUGGACCAUCCACCACGUCAAACUGGGGGAAGGAGAGUCCCGGAUGACGCAGGCCGAGGAUGGAGGAGACGUCUACUCGCCUUCCUUCUUGAAGGACAUCUUCAGCGGACUGGUCAGCAAGCUUCUUUCGUCCACCGCCCCGGAAACAAGAGAGACAGAAGCGGAGUCUCCGCUCAAGAACUUAAUGGAGUCCAUCCUGAGGGAGUUUGCAAAGUCGAAGGUGAAGGUCCUACAGGUCCCGGAAGCGGCGCAGCCCCCUCCGUCCGUCGGGAAGACGGAAGUGGCCAAAAUAAUCCACUCCUCCUUGUGCAACAUCCUGCGGGAUCAGGGCUCCGGCGGGGCGCUGUUGGAGAGAGACCAGCAGAGCCAGCACGCCUUGGCCGAGCGCUUGGCCGAGGCCAUCAAGAAGGAGAUCUUGGGCUACCACGUCCAGGUGGAGCCAGACACGGCUUCCGAGGAGCCGGCCUCGAAGCCGUUUGAGUUUGGAGAGAUGGCGAAGAAGGUGUGGAUGGAGGUGAAGAAGAUCAGCACGCCCUCGCCGAGCAAGUCUCAGCCAUCGUUGCUCCUGGUGUCCCAAAGGUUCAUCCACGACGUCCUCGGGUUCCUCUUGACCAAGAUCCUCCCUCCGCCCACGGAGGACACGGGCGGCCCGGACACCCAAGAGCAGUGUGACGAAUUUGACUUCAUCCACAUGAAGCUCCUGAGCAAAGUGAUGGACGACCUGGCCAAGGACAAGAGCACGGAGGUCCAGUACCUCGACCCGGUGCAGACCAACCGCGUGGUGAGCCAAACCGUGGCCAACUCCGUCUACAACAACCUCCUGCCCGAAUUCGGGACCACCUCCACGGUCCAGAAGUGCGUCAGAGCCGGGUGCAGCAUCCUCCUGGAGAGGAUAGCCGACUUUGUGAUCAAGGAGAUCUCCGGGAGCAAGAUGCAGACGUACUUUUCGGAGGAGAGAAGCCGCCAGCAGGAGGCCAUGGAGGCCAAGAGGGAGAUGGAGCAAUGCUACGGAGUCAGCCCGGAGCACCAGUACGGAGACGGCUCGGAGCCCAAGGAGGGCGAGACCCAGCUCCGUUCUCACCUCAAAGGGUUGUCCAUCAUCAUCUUGGAGGAGGUGGCGGCCAAGUUCCUCUCCAAAAUGGUCCUCUCCCUCUCCUCGGAGGAGAUGGACGAGAGGAUCCUCGAGUCAGUGAAGGACGUGGCCAGGAAAAUUGUGGGCUCCUUGCAGAAGCGCAUCGAGAAGAACAAGCUCCAAGUCUGGCAGAACGAGGAGGAGGAGGACUUGGGCUCGGAGCAGAGCCAAGCGGUCGGGGAGGUGGUGGACUCGGUCUACAUGGACGUCAUGAAGCAGUCCGGCUCGGAGGCCUCUCUGUACAAAGACCUGACCAACAAGAACGAGGACCUGGUCAACCGCGUGGCUUGCUUCAUGGUCAGCGAGAUCUCCCGGCGGGACUUCCCCGCGGGCACUGUGUCGGAGGACGAGCUUCCCCGCUCCAGCACCGAUAUCAAGCUCCAGUCGGACAAGAUCAUCCAGAAAUUCCUGGACGACAUCGAGAUGGAGAAAGGCAAGAAGGAGACCGCCGGGGUGCCCGGCCCGGUGGUGCCGGUGGCCUUCUUGGAGGAGAUCCUCAGCCGCUUCCUGACCACCAUCUUCCUCGAACAGUGCGACCUGGGCAUCCACGAGAAGAAGAGACUGUCCAUAACGGAGGUGAAUGAAAUAGCCUGCCUGCUGAAGACCUCCGUGGAGAAGAUGAUCUCAAAGAACAACAUCGGGCUGUUGGCUUCCUCCGAGGACGAGCCCACCCUUGACCCGCAGUACGAGGAGGUGGUCAAUAAGGUGGUCCACUCCGUCAUCAGCAACGUCAUGGAGAAGUCCGGCUCCCAGCAAGAGCUCUACAAGGACAUGACCACCAGCCAGGUCAUCUUCCCCGAGCAGGUGGCCAGCAUCAUCAUCAACGAGAUCUCGAGCUGCAACAUCCGCAACCCGCCCAACGACAACGCCGCCAACGAGACCUGCAGCGCCUUGGCGCUGGACCGCAUCGUCAGCAAGGUCAUCGCCCAGGUCAGCUCCCACAUGGAGUCCCAGGAGGACGAUGACUCGCUGGCCGCCCUGACAGGGAUGCCCAAGAUGAAGGCCCCCGAGGGCGCGGGGCCCGAGGUGGCCGGCCCGGAGGCCCUGCUCCAGGGCGAGGAGAUGCCCGUCAAGAUCGUCCCCUGCAUUGGCCACAAGCCCAUCCGGAUCGACCCGGGCAUCAUCUCGGACCACCUGGCCGUGCUGUCCAUCAAGACGGAGCCCCUGGAGAAGCUGAAGAAGACCUGCCUCUCCAGGAUCGGCAUCAGCCUGACCGAGCUCCGGCGGGCCUCAGCGUCCGGCAAGAGCAUCACGCAGCAUGACCUGGGCAUCCCAGAGGUCUCCGAGGACCAGAGGAAGAAGGAGAGGAGGUCCUCCCUGGACAUAGCCGGCCGCCUCGGGGUCAGGCCCAAGGAGGCGGUCUGCAGGAACUCGUUCCAAAGCCUGAUCAUGCCGGACAUCCGGAAGGUCGAACUCCUGAAGGACGUGGAGAGCAAGCAGGACCUCAUUGUGCGCCUCGUGGCGCACGACAUCGACGAGGACCAGGCCCACCGCUUCUCGGUGGACGAGAGCGACACCGACGAGGACGAGCAAGUCCUGUCCGAGCACCGGUCCUUCUACUUCGAGGUCCCUCCCCUGUCCUCGCGGGGCGCCAGCACGGACACCGAGGCCUCGGGCCCUCUGCUCGAGCUCCCCUCGGUGAAGACGUCCAUCACCGGCAUCCUCCGGAAGAGUUCCUCGGGAGCCGGUCCUGAGGCCGCCAAGGAGGCCCCCGAACCCCCCGAGAUGGAGCCCGCCCCGCAGUCCGUGCCCAGCACCCAAGAGGCUCCUUUGCUCCGCACGUUCUCCCUGCAAACCAGCCUGAGCUCCAAACCGUCGGACGAGACCGUCCCAAGCCAAAAAGAAUCGCUGGAGAAAGCGGCCGUAGACAUGCACCUCACCCGGGACACUGAGGAGAGCGGCCCUGUCGAGAUCACUUCCGUCUACCAGGACCGUAACAUGAAGGAUUCCAUCUCCGAAGAGCACUCAGAAGCCGAGGACGGGAAGGUGCUCGCGGUCACCACCUCGGACACGGGGGUCACCCCCCGCCAGCAGCGCUCCUCCGUCUUCGAGAAGGUCUCCAGCGCCCUGUCCCGGGUCUUCUCCCGCACCUCCGCCACCGCCGCCCACGCCUCCCCGUCCGCCUCCAGCCAGGACAAGGCCGCCGCCACCGCCGCUGCUGCCGCCACCCCCGGGGAAUAGACCCCCUUCCAGGACCCCCGCAAUUUCUUCCGCUUUGUAUUAGCCGAGAGAAAUAAAAUAUUUUUCUUC
Anolis carolinensis (green anole) is the source of this 17981-nucleotide messenger RNA. Its product is annotated as fibrous sheath-interacting protein 2. Bases 39 to 17912 code for a protein of 5957 amino acids. Lineage: Eukaryota; Metazoa; Chordata; Lepidosauria; Squamata; Anolidae. Gene Ontology annotation, cellular component: mitochondrion. The record is from RefSeq and is a predicted model, not a curated record. The transcript has 24 exons.